AUGAGUGCCCAUAAGAAUGCUUUGAAGCUACUGGGAUGUUGCUUAGAAACCCGAAUCCCUAUUCUAGUUUAUGAAUUUCCAUCUGGUGGAUCUCUCAUAGAUAGAAUAUUUUCUCCUCCCAACCCUUUGUCAUGGAAAAGUAGAUUAAGAAUUGCUUAUGAUAUUGCUAAUGUAAUUGUCUAUCUCUACACUACAUUUCCUAGGUCCAUCAUUCAUAUCGAUAUCAAACCCUCAAGUUUCUUUUUGGACCAAGAUUGUGCUGCCAAACUAUCCGAUUUCUCGCUUUCUAUCACUCUUUCUAAAGGUGAAAUGCAAGUGGAUGAUGAAAUUCGUCGAACUUUUGGAUACUUGGCUCUUGAGACUCUUAUCUCAGGUGUGUACACUAAGAAAAAUGAUGUUUUUAGUUUUGGCAUUCUUCUAUUGGAACUUUUGAUUGGGAAAAAGGCACAUUCGAUAAUGCAUGAGGAGAGAGCUAGUGUACAAGAUUAUGCCCAAAGCUUUGUAAACACUUACGACAUCAAUGGCAUUGUGGAUCCUAUAAUUCUAGCUCAGCCAAGAGGGAUACAUGAAGACCUACAAUUUCAAGCCAUAUUUGACCUUGUUAUGAGAUGUAGUAUGAAAGAUAUGGACGAGAGACCAACCAUAGUGAAUGCUGCAAAAGAAGUCAAGAGAAUUCAAAAGUUUGUCCCUUGA
Molecule: messenger RNA, 693 nt
Organism: Vitis riparia (riverbank grape)
Lineage: Eukaryota; Viridiplantae; Streptophyta; Magnoliopsida; Vitales; Vitaceae
Product: non-functional pseudokinase ZED1-like
Exons: 1
Coding region: 1-693 (230 amino acids)
Biological process (GO): cell surface receptor signaling pathway; protein phosphorylation
Cellular component (GO): plasma membrane
Molecular function (GO): protein serine/threonine kinase activity; ATP binding
Source: RefSeq, a predicted model, not a curated record